Molecule: messenger RNA, 3499 nt
Organism: Electrophorus electricus (electric eel)
Lineage: Eukaryota; Metazoa; Chordata; Actinopteri; Gymnotiformes; Gymnotidae
Gene: lingo4b
Product: leucine rich repeat and Ig domain containing 4b
Cellular component (GO): plasma membrane
Molecular function (GO): protein binding
Source: RefSeq, a predicted model, not a curated record
AAAAUGGAAAGUGCAGUCGAACUUAGGUAUGCUCAGUAGCGCGACAGAGGAGACCAAAAGCGGAGGAGUUAUCCUGAGAGGAAAGAACUGCGGACCAAGAAUGGUACAAUAACAUUGGGAAAGUGUUAGUGGUUUAAUUGCGACAUAAACAGGGUUGUAGGUUGUCUGGAUCUUCUUGUUUAUAUAAGCUUGUCAUAGGACUGAGCUCAAGCCAGACUGGAACCUGAAAGAAGUUGGUUAUGAGAACUUGCACUACAAAAGCAAAGUGGCAGGAGGUAAGAUGUUCAUGGAGCUCUCUGGCCAGCUGGGGAUGUGGGCACUCCUGCUGCUGUGGUGUCUAACUUUAUCAACAGCUGAUCUGCCCUGGCCAUGCCCUCAGAAGUGUGUCUGUCGGCAGAACACAUUAGAAAUCAACUGCUCCUCAAAACACCUUACAGUUGUUCCUGAAGGCCUGCCAGGCAAUGCCGAGCAGCUGGACCUUUCUGGCAACCGCUUGAAGACAUUGGGUCGGCGGCAAUUUUACGGUCUUUCCAAGCUAGAGGAACUGGACCUUAGUGAGAAUAUUAUAUCUAUGAUUGAGGUGGAGGCAUUUCAGGGUCUUAAAAACCUACGAUUCUUGCGAAUCAAAAGGAACCGCCUAAAGAUCAUCGCAGUGGGCGUUUUCUCCGGAUUGCCCAACCUUCGUAGCCUGGAUGUCAGUGAGAAUGAGAUACUCGUCUUUCUUGACUUCACAUUUCAAGAGAUGGGAAACCUAAUGGAAAUGAAUGCUGGGGAAAAUGACUUGGUGUUCAUCUCUCACAGAGCCUUUUUUGGCCUGAAGAACUUACAGGUGCUGAAUGUGGACCGCAGUAACCUGACCUCCAUCCCUACUGAAGCAUUUUCACAGUUACAGAGUUUGACUAAACUGCGCCUGCGAAGACUCACCAUAAGCGUCUUGUCCAACAAUGCCUUCCGCCGGCUGCACCAGCUUCGUACUCUGCAGAUACUUCAUUGGCCCUCACUGGAGACCUUAAACAGCAACAGUCUUAUUGGACUGAACCUGACUACCCUGGUCAUCAGCAACUGCAACCUGAGCAGCAUACCAUACACAUCCCUGCGCCACCUGGUCUACCUACGCUACUUAGACCUGUCCUACAACCCCAUCAGAUCUAUACAAGGUAACUUGCUGAGGGAAUUGCUCCGGCUACAAGAGUUCCACUUGGCUGGUGGAAACCUGCUGAGCAUUGAGCCAGGUGCAUUCAAGGGUCUAGUCUACUUCCGGUUGCUCAAUGUGUCUUCAAACCGACUCACCACCCUGGAGGAGAGUGCCUUUCACUCAGUGGGGAACCUACAGACCUUGCGGCUAGACCGGAACCCCCUGGCAUGCGACUGCCGGCUGCUGUGGGUAGUGCGACGUCGUCUGAGACUGAACUUUGAUGGUCGCCAGCCAGCAUGUUCUGGCCCUGUUCUUGCACGCAGGCGGGAAUUCCGGGAGUUUUUGGAGGUGGAGCUCCCAGUGGUGUUUGCUUGCAGACAGGCACGGAUCCUGAACCGGCAAUUGCAAGAAUCAAAAGCAGAGGAGGGAGCAAAUGUGCAGUUUGAGUGCAGAGCAGAUGGGUAUCCUCCGCCCUCUAUAUCCUGGCUGUCACCCGAGCAGACACCACUCAGCUCCAUGGGGAGAUUACGGGUGCUCAACAAUGGGAGUUUGGAGGUGCGUUAUGCCCAAGCACAGGACACUGGGAAUUACCUGUGUAUUGCAGCUAAUUCUGCAGGGAAUGACAGUAUUUCUGCAACUCUGCAGGUGCAGAGUGUGCUGCGAAAUUACACGACUCCCUAUUUCUCUGAUGAGGGAUGGGUUGAAACCUCGGCCCUUCCAUCAACUAACUCGUCAGGUCAAGUGUCAAACCCCUACCCGUUUGACGCCAAGACCCUUAUCAUUGCCACUACUAUGGGUUUCCUUUCUUUUCUGAGCUCAGUGGCCAUCUGUUUUGUGUUCAUGUUCUUCUGGAGCCAAAGUCAGGGCCAGAUCAAACAUACAGCCACCAUUGACUUUGUUCCACGAACAUCUAUGGGUGGAGGUGGAGAUGGUGCAGACAGUGGGAGAUUUACAAUGAAACUUAUAUGAAUUAGUGUAAGGACUAAAAUAGCAGUAGCAAAGGUAAGCAAAGGUAGCAGUAGCAAAGGUAAGCAAAAUAAAGUCAUCUUACUUAAAAAAAAGUCAGCAGUACUGCGGAUUACCUUGUAAUCAGAUCAGCUGCAUUAAAAGCAAUAAGUGCAAUUUCUGCUAACCUACGAUUGGAGUCAGUCUCAUGUCAUUUUAACCAAUUUUAAUAUCAUUACUGUAAGUAUAUACGUUAAAUGAGCCUUUAUAUAUCAUUUUUGUUGGAAGAACAUUAUACCUUGUGCUGAAACUAUAUUACUGUACUUCAAUAGUAUGAAAUAGUAUCUGCCUUGAAUUCAUUAUAGCAGAAUGGACUAAGAAAUUGACAUUUUGUUAUUUUGCUUUGGUAUUCAUAUUAGCUUUUAUGCAUGAAUAUUUUAGUAUACCAGGAUGUUAUGAUCAAAAUAUUAUGAAUAGGGAGAUUAUGUUGACCUCAAUAAACUGUAUUGUUCUGGGAUGUCUUUUAUUAAUAAUAUCCAUAUCAAUUAUACUGUAUAUGAGAAAUGAGAUAAUGAUGUCUUACAGUAUAACAUUCUCUAUUGUAUAAUUUUAGUGUGAAAGUAAAGAAAUAAUUUUAAUAUUCCUAAUAUUAGAAGUAGAAUGCAGUCUAAUUAUAAUUCUGCUAGAAGGCAUGAUGGAAGUACAUUACCAUUUUACAGUUAUUGUGUAAUAUCACAUUUAGAAAGCUCACUUCAAAAUAGGCAUGCAUCAGGUGAUAUCUGCAUUAUUAUAUUUAUAUAUGUUUGAGAAUUUAGCAUUAAUACAAUUGAAUAUUAGUGUUAUAAUGAUACACUAAUUAUUUACUUUUCAGACUACCAUUCUGUGUAAAAUGGCUUUGUGUAAAAUGUGUUGUUUGCAAUCAAGCAUAAUAUUGUGAUCUUUUUGGAUGAAAUGUGGUCAAAUUAUUUUUGUUGCUAGGUACAUAAUAAUGCAUAACAUAUUUUAUGUAAAGUUUUUUCAACCACGGUAAAUUAUGGUAAAUUGUGUAGCAGAAAUACACAAAUGUGCUAAUAAUAAAGCACAUUGUGUUCAUGUGAAAUAAGAUGCUUUGCAGUUGUUGUUAUUAUUAUUAGUUACAUUUAUUCUGCGCUUAUUCUUAUUAUCUUAUCUGCGCUUAUUAUUAUUAGUGCCCUGACAUGCACACAUUCACACAUGCACACACACAUACACAUUCACACAGCACAAUUUAGAGUAUCCAAUCAAGCUAAUCUCCAUGUUUUUGGGAGACGUCCGAGGAAACCUACACAGACACACGGAGAACAUGGAAACUCCACCCAGAUAAGGACUCAAACUCAAGACCCUAGUGCUGAGACGCAAACAUGCUAGCCACCAUGAAAUUAAAUGUAUAUAAUGUACAUA